This is a messenger RNA of Pygoscelis adeliae (Adelie penguin), 3027 nucleotides long. RefSeq names its product praja ring finger 2, E3 ubiquitin protein ligase (gene PJA2). The record is from RefSeq and is a predicted model, not a curated record. Lineage: Eukaryota; Metazoa; Chordata; Aves; Sphenisciformes; Spheniscidae. Bases 356 to 2470 code for a protein of 704 amino acids. The transcript is spliced from 9 exons.
ACUCGGUAUGCCGGGGCGGAAUGGGGAGCCUGCUGCGUGGUGCUGAGGCCGGAGAGCUGUCGGCGAUGGCGGGCGUGGGCUCCCCGUCCUGCGCAGCAAGCCUCUGAGAGCAGCCCUGCCAGCUGGGCGGGUUGGGUUCUCGCUGUGCUACCUCAGGCAAAAUAAAAAUGGGUGUGAGCAGGCUCACUUCUGAAGUAAGCCACUUGACCUUGCUUGAACUCAGUUAUGAAGCACUCGCACUACCUGUUUGCUGGAGGAGAGGUGGUCUGAGCCAGCAGUGAGCUGAACCACCCCCGAAUUCAGGGACAGAAGGAAUGUGUCUUGGGCCUGGAAUCCAGAGGAGAUUUAUUAAGCAAUGGGUCAAGAAGCUGGCAAACUUGAAUGGCCUGAACCAGCAGGAGGAUAUCAAACUAUUAUAGGUAGAAGAUACGGAAGAAGACAUGCCUAUGUCGGUUUUAGACCAUCUUUGAAUAGCCAAGACAGAGAUGAACAUCAAUACAAUGAAGACUGCGAACGAUUACAAUUGGAGGAUGGUCAGAAAGAGAAUUCUUUAUGUUCCAAUCCAUUGGUUCAAGUUUCUUCUGGUUUAUUGGAUGAGCCUUUGUUAGAAAAUAUCGGAACUGGAGAACCCUUUUGCCGAAGUGUAUUGAGCCGAACUUCUGAAGAAAACACACUACCAUUUUCUCUAUUCUCUUAUGGUCUGGAAGGCAACAAAAUCUCAGGGAACUUUAUGAAUCCUUAUGAAAAUUCUGAGGACCUUGCAGAAUACGUGUCUGAAGGGCAUAAUGAUUUGAAUGGUCAGAAUGGAAUUGCUUUUGUAAACAUUGACUCUUAUGAGCCAGAUGACAGUACUGAAGAGGAAGGUGAUGCUCAAGAUGAAUUUUCUUUGGCAAGAGAAGAAGCAGGUAUAUUUCAGGAAACACUAGAUAGCAUGCUUUCUGAAUUAGACAAAGGCGUAGAGUCUUUUACUGACUUGCAGUCCCAGUUGUCGGCUCUCAACCACAGUGUUUCUAGAGAAUUUUGUGAAGAAGCAGGACCAAUGCCUGUAAUGAGAUAUCUUAGCAUAGGUUCAGACUUGGCAUGUCCAAACAACAGGACAUUUAAAUCUUCUGCUGAAGAUCAAGCUAUACUGAAAAGUAACCUGAGUGAUGCCAAUUGUGAAACAGAGCAGAUAAGAAAUAUAGUGGAUGUUGGAAUCAGAACCCCUAUAGCAAUUGCUAAUGAAUUGAAUGCCAAUGAUGGAAAGACUGACCAAGGAAAUUCACCUGAGCUAGUAGUGAGACCUAAAAUAAGAAAACAAAAUACUGCAAACCAGUUGGAGAGAGAGAGGUUUCUUCCUAAUGAUGAUGAAGAAAGUGGUUCCCAGAGGAGAAUUGGAAUUGCUGAAGUCCAGCAAGGCCGUGCUGAGUGUGCCUUGCGAAAUAGUAAAGAAGAAAUGAGUUCUAGUAUGCUUUUUGAUUCAAUAGAGUACGAAGGUCACCAAAAGAACACAGAAACAGACCUAAGGAAAAAUACAGCAGUGCAAAAACAAAAAAAUGCGCCAGGUGAUAGCACUUUUUGGGAUGAGUUUGAAGACCGCAGCAGACACUUCUCAAUGUCUCACAAAGAUGAAGACAGCUCAGAAUGCAGUGAUGGAGAAUGGUCUACAACUGUGCCUACCUAUUUUACUGCUACAGAAAAAGAACAGUCUUCAAGUGAUGAGAGCUGGGAGACUGUCCCAGGCAGGGAGGAAUGUGAGCCUGAAGUGCAAAGCAGCAGCAGUAGCAUAGGAGAGGAGAACGCAGACUUCUGUUUCCAAGGAGGGCAACAGACACUAUUGGAGGAAGGAGAGAUUCCUUGGUUACAGUACCGGGAAGAAGUAGAAAGUAGCAGUGAUGGGCAAAACAAUCCAGUUAGUGAUUUUGCGCAUCCUGAAUUCUUCCUGUUGGAUGGAAAUAACAACCUUGAGGAUGACUCCAGUGUGAGUGAAGACCUGGAUGUGGAGUGGAGACUACUUGAUGAGUUUGGUGAUGGCCUAGGACUUGCUCAAGCCACUCCUUCUGUGGAUCCUCAGUUUCUCUCAUUUGUGGCACUAGAGGGACGCUUACAACAAGCUAUGGAGACUGCUCUGGCACAUUUGGAGUCUCUUGGAUUUGAUGUUGAACAGGCUCAACCACCAGCUACUAAAGAAACUAUAGAUUGUCUGCCACAGAUUAUCGUCACAGAUGACCAUGAUGGUGUAGGUCAAGAGCAGUGUUGUACUAUCUGUUGCAGUGAAUAUGUGAAUGAUGAAAUCAUAACAGAGCUACCCUGUCAUCAUUUGUUUCACAAACCUUGUGUAACUCUUUGGCUACAGACAUCGGGAACAUGCCCAGUUUGUCGACAUGUACUUGCACCCGUGCUUCCUGAAGCAGCUGCUGCCACUGUUUCCUUUCUAUCUGAUCAUGAUUCUGGAUCUUCUGUUCACAGUGCUACAGAAGCUUCAAACUAGGGUCUGAAAUUAUGUCUUUGCCACCAAAAUAAAAAUGUAAAUUUUUCCUGUUUAAUUACAAUGUGAAAACAAUUAUGUAUAAAAUAUUAUAUGUGAAAUACUAUCUAUAUUCUAUAUAUUAGUUUAGAAAGAGGGUGCAAGACUUUCUAAACUCUUCAGAUUUACAAUAAUAGCUUAAAUUUUCAAACUGUAAGUUGGAAGAACGUGCAGCCUUUUUUUCUUAGCAGAAUGUUGAUGGUAACUGUAAUGUCUAAAGCUUGUAUUAUGAUAAAUUUUUCCAAAAAGAUAAUUAAUGUGGCACUUUGUUCAAGUUCUUGCAGCUGCAGUGUAGUUGCAGCUUAUUAAAGUUAGGCUUAUAAUCAGCAAUGUAACUGAACUAUUUGGUUUGGUGCCACUGAGUGACUUUGUAAUUGAUCUCUCAUAUUUGCAUCAAAUGUGAAGAUGUUCUGUGAUGCCAGCAGUGGUAGAAUUUGAUUUCCCUGGAAACUAAUUGCAUAAUGGAAUGGUAUUUCUUGCCAGUUUAUUCCAUAAUAAACUUUUUUCUUAAUGUCAGAAGU